Dissoconium aciculare CBS 342.82 is the source of this 1540-nucleotide messenger RNA. RefSeq lists its product as uncharacterized. The transcript has a single exon. Bases 290 to 1138 code for a protein of 282 amino acids. Lineage: Eukaryota; Fungi; Ascomycota; Dothideomycetes; Mycosphaerellales; Dissoconiaceae. The record is from RefSeq and is a predicted model, not a curated record.
CUCUCUCUCUCUCUCUCUCUCUCUCUCUCUCUUUCUCCCUCUCUUCUCUCCUGUCCUCAUUACCCUCUUCUUCCUUUCCGGUCUCGCGAACACUUGUGAGUUCCUCCAAAUGAUACGUCCACUUCGCGACAUUACACGAGCGGGACUUCUCCUCCCCGCUCCUGAGCCUCGCUUCGCCAUGAUACCGAACUUUACACGAAUUUGUCACGGUUAAUAACAAGGCCCAUGCUGGGGUGGACAAUUCCGACGCGGACACGACAUGCCCAUCUGACCAGCCUCCGGGUGCGACAUGAGUCGAACGCUCGAAUGGCUCCUCCGGGUCGUUUUUGCUACUGGGCACCUACAAGAUCCAUCAUCAAUCCUUGGACAACAGCAUUGGCAGUCCCUCGGACCUUUUUGUGCUUCCUUUUGCCCCCCACUCCCCACUCAUCUUUCAGAUCCGUUCCAUGUCCGAAAAUAUCGCUCGUAUAUUCUCAACGGGUCGGCUCAGGAAGAAAACAGCGCCGCCAUCUCUACCUAUGUCCCUCCUCCCUCUUCGCGGCCAAGUCCCUCAUUGAUGACACACCGCCGCUGGGCAGAUGUACGAUUCGUGACACAUACCGCGCGGCCUCGUCUGGGCGGGGACAGGGGAGGACGGGAGGGUGGGUGGUCUUUUGGAGCAGCUUCACUCGCAUCUCCUCCUUUGAGCGGAAUCGUAUCAGUCCUGCGAACAUCAACAGAUUUGUCCCCUUGCUUGUCACAGUACUGUUCCAAUCGUAGGUCGUGCGCAGCAGGCAAGGCGAAGGGCUCGGGAGGGGGAGAGCUUGCGCGUCUUCCGCCAUGGGUGUGUAUCACGUAUCGAGUACUACCUAGGUAUACAGUUCACAUCUGGACGAGUUUGCAGUGCUAUGGUCCCUCGCCGACGGCGCAUGACAUUGGGCACACUGUGCAUAGUGAUAUCACAGAGACCGACUUUCGUAUGGAUCUCUUUGGCGGUUAUGACAUAUGCUUUCUCCGUCAGGUGGCGGCGUGGUUGUCUCGCAUUCUCUCGGCGGACUUUGAGGAAACGGGCCUACUGUUCUCUCCGACCCGGAGGAAGAGAGAGAGCGCCCUUCGUAUUUGCGGCGGCAGACGAUGCUCGUUUUCCCGUGUGCGGUGAUGGGACGGCCGCCGGUCGAUAAUUGUAUACCUACCGUCCCCUUGUCGCGAACGACGGGGACCAAUACGACUACCUGCGAAUCCCUCAUCCGGGCAUGUGUGUCCCGUUGUACAGGGCUGCAUAGGGAGGCGGGAACCCCGUUGCGGACUGGUGAACGGGUUCGUUCGAUGGAGGAAAGACAAGGGAACGAACAUCCUGCAUGGACGUCCAAGGGCCUGUGUAGGUAGUUCGGAGGAUGUGAUGGUCAUUGGCGACGGGGAGACUGAGAGUGUGCAUGUGAGACAAGAUAAAAUCAAAGACGGGCGGAACCAAUGUGUUCUUUGACGAUGAAGGAGAGCGGCUUUGUCGCAGUGCUACAAUUGUACAGGUGCGGUGAUGACAAUGGGAGCAGCCGAUACAGCA